CUUUUAAACGACGUCGCUUCGAGUUCUGUCUCUUUAUCUCAGGGGAAUACCUCGCAGCCCUACCUUGGUCCGUCGGUGAUCGGAGGAGUAACGUUCAAUCUCCGGCGAGCUCAUGGUGCCAUGAAGAUAGUGACUUAUAACGUGAAUGGCCUAAGGCCACGCAUCUCUCAGUUCGGCUCUCUCCUCAAAUUUCUCAGUUCCCUCGACGCCGACAUCAUCUGCGUUCAGGAGACGAAGCUAUCGAGGCAUGAACUGACGGCAGAUGUGGUGAUGGCGGAUGGAUACGAAUCCUUCUUUUCUUGCACCCGCACGAACAGCAAAGGUCGGGUGGGCUACUCCGGUGUUGCAACAUUUUGCCGUGUGAAGUCAGCAUUUUCGAGCACUGAAGUGGCGUUGCCAAUUGCAGCAGAAGAAGGCUUCACCGGCCUCCUUGAAAAGUCUGGAGGGUUUGGAACUGGAAAGGAUGAAAUCCCUGUAAAAGCAGAAGGUCUUGAAGAGUUUGCCAAAGAUGAGCUUCUCAAGGUUGACAGUGAGGGCCGUUGCAUUAUCACGGAUCAUGGUCAUUUUGUUCUUUUCAAUAUAUAUGGGCCCCGAGCUGACUCUGAGGAUACAGAAAGGAUUCAGUUUAAGCACACUUUUUUCCAGAUAUUACAGAAAAGAUGGGAGACUCUCCAGCAGCAGGGGAGGAGGAUAUUUGUUGUUGGUGAUCUUAAUAUUGCUCCUGCUGCUAUAGAUCGCUGUGAUGCUGGACCAGAUUUUGAGAAGAAUGAGUUCAGGAGAUGGUUUAGAUCUAUGCUAGUGGAAUGUGGAGGCCCUUUCUUUGAUGUUUUUAGAGCAAAACAUCCUGACAGAAGAGAAGCAUACACAUGCUGGUCAUCGAGCACAGGUGCAGAGGAAUUCAAUUAUGGGUCAAGAAUUGACCAUAUUCUCAGUUCUGGGUCAUGCUUACAUCAAGACCAUUGCCUGCAAGAUCGUAUCUUUGUUACUUGCCAUGUUAAAGAAUGUGACAUAUUGACUCAGUUUAAGCGAUGGAAGCCUGGAAACAAACCCAGGUGGAAAGGAGGGAGAAGCAUCAAACUAGAAGGUUCUGAUCAUGCUCCUGUUUUUAUGAGUUUAAUGGAUAUCCCUGAUGUUGCGCAGCAUAGUACUCCAUCUUUGUCUGCUAGAUAUGUUCCUACGGUUCAUGGGUUCCAGCAAACUAUUGCAUCAGUAUUAAUGAAAAGACAAAAGGCUGAGCAAGUAAAGACCUUCGAGGUAUCAAGUUCAUUUUCAGAUGAAAAUAUUACAACUAGAAGUUGCAGUGAGAUUCUGAAAAGAUCAUCCCAAGACUGCUGUAUAUCUGACCUGCCUUCAGGCGACUUUCUGUCUUCUUCAAAUCUGCAAUCAGAAGGUGUCAUUCCAAGACUGGAUGGGCCCUCCAUAUGUUCCAUUAGUGAUUCUUCCAAUAGAAUUAUAACCGCCUCAAUAAUCAGGCAAACAAAAUCAACGCCUGGCACAGUAACAAAGAAAAAAGCAAGACAAAGUCAAUGCUCCCAACUCUCUCUGAAGUCAUUUUUCCAGAAAAGUUCCAACGUUAAAGAUGGUGUUGAUAAUGCUGCAGCUGAUGCGUCACUUGAUCAGGCAGAUGAGUCAAAGUCUAAUCAGAACCCCAACAAGACUUCUAUGGGUGAUGAUGAAAGCAAGAGUUCAAAGAUGGUGGAGUUGGAUGUUAGUGCAUCCAAUCAGGAACAAGGUGUGGUAAUUUCCGGCAGUUCCCCGCAAAGGGAUAAAAAUGAUAUAGCUUUAGUGGAGUGGCAAAGGAUUCAACAACUCAUGCAGAACAGCAUACCUCUUUGUAAGGGCCAUGGUGAACCCUGUGUUUCUCGGUUAGCUAAGAAACCUGGUCCAAAUCAUGGACGCAGGUUUUAUGUCUGUGCUCGGGCUGAGGGACCAGCGUCUAAUCCUGAAACAAAUUGCGGUUACUUCAAGUGGGCUGCUUCAAAAUCUAGGCACAGAUGACGCUGGUGAUUAAUUAUUUGCCGGCUGGUCAGUCUCUGACAGUUUUGGCUGAACGGAUCUGAAGCCCUCGAUUCCCCACUAAGCCUUGAUCUAGUAGUAGCCCUUUGAUGAUGCAGGCAGAUUAUUAGAUUCUGGGAAAAUUGUGUUGCUAAAAGGUAUUCCUGUUCAUAUCUCGUAUUUAAUUUUUCCUUUAAUACGAUGUCAGAGGUAUUACCGUUUUUA
Messenger RNA from Vitis vinifera (wine grape), 2220 nucleotides. RefSeq names its product DNA-(apurinic or apyrimidinic site) endonuclease 2. The transcript has 10 exons. Bases 121 to 1998 code for a protein of 625 amino acids. Gene Ontology annotation, biological process: base-excision repair. Gene Ontology annotation, molecular function: endonuclease activity; double-stranded DNA 3'-5' DNA exonuclease activity; phosphoric diester hydrolase activity. Gene Ontology annotation, cellular component: nucleus. The record is from RefSeq and is a predicted model, not a curated record. Lineage: Eukaryota; Viridiplantae; Streptophyta; Magnoliopsida; Vitales; Vitaceae.